AUGUCAUAUACAGAAACCAAUGCACUCCCGCCUCAAAUUACCAUAUCAGAAUACUUAUUCCAUCGACUCAAACAACUUCACAUAGAGACCAUAUUCGGCCUUUCAGGGGAAUACAACAUGCCUCUCAUAGAUAAACUGUACCAAGUUCACAAUCUACGAUGGGCGGGGAAUGCCAACGAAUUAAACGCCGCAUAUGCAGCUGACGGUUACGCAAGAUUAAAAGGUUUGGGGGUCCUCAUCACUACAUUUGGUGUUGGUGAAUUGUCCGCAUUGAACGGUGUGGCUGGUUCAUUUGCUGAACAUGUGGGACUCCUGCAUAUCGUAGGGAUGCCCCCCACAAGUGCUCAAACGAAACAACUAUUGUUGCAUCAUACUUUGGGAAACGGAGAUUAUAGUGUGUUUCAUAGAAUUGCAAGUGAUAUUGCAGUUUAUAAUACUGUCAUUGAUGAUACAGAUUUGUGCUUUCAAGAAGUGGAUAAGUGUAUAACGUUGGCGUGGAUGGAACAAAGACCUGUUUAUAUGGGGAUGCCCGUGAAUCAAGUGAAUUUGUUGGUGGACUCCAAGUUUUUAGAUAUACCGUUAGAUUUGGAUAUGUUUGAGAAUGCAACAGAGGUGAAUUCGGAAAUAACAAAUAAGAUUUUGCAGAAGAUUUAUAAAUGUAAGCAUCCGGCAAUUGUGGUGGAUGCGUGUACUAUUAGGCAUGAAUGUAUUGAUGAAGUGGAAGAAUUUUGCAGGAGGACAAAAUUUCCCGUCUUUGUUACACCAAUGGGGAAAGGUGCCAUAAAUGAAAAUACUCCUCAUUUUGGAGGUGUAUUCAUGGGGUCCCUGUCAAGUCCCUCAGUGAGAGAAGUGGUAGAUUUUGCUGAUUUUAUCAUUGUCAUUGGAUCAAUGUUAUCUGAAUUUAGUACAUCAACAUUCCAUUUUGUUUUCAAAGUUAAGGAUUCAGUAUUACUUUUCUCUGAUUUAGUCAAGAUUAAAAACUCAGUAUAUGCUAAUAUUCAUAUUAAACCACUUAUGAAAUCUUUACUUCAUUCUUUGGAUGAAAGUAAGAUAAAAUAUAUCUUUGAAGAGGCUCCCUCAAUGAUUCUGCCAAAGACCAAAAUACCUGACGAUGUCUUAUUGAGACAAGAAUGGGUCUGGAAUGAAAUUUCCCAUUGGUUUAGGGAAGGUGAUAUAAUAAUUACAGAAAUUGGUACAUCAGCAUUCGGUAUCAACCAAACAAGAUUCCCAAAUGAAGCACAGGGGAUAUCUCAAUCCUUGUGGGGGUCUUCAGGUUACUCUCUGGGUGCCUGUUUGGGUACUUCUUUUGCCAUUCAAGAAUUCGAAAGGGAACAUAAUCAUAAUUUCCAUAGACAUACGCAAAAUGUCGAAAAGCAUCGUGUUAUUCUAUUUGUGGGGGAUGGUGCCUUCCAACUUACCAUGCAAGAGCUUUCUACCAUUAUACGGUGGAAUCUAACACCGUAUAUUUUUGUUCUGAACAAUGAAGGUUAUUCUGUAGAUAGAUUUCUGCAUCCAGAGGCUAAUGCAAGUUAUUACGACAUCCAACCUUGGAACUAUUUAGAUCUUAUGGCUACGUUUAAUGCUAAAAAUUAUGAAACAAAGAAAAUCGUUACCGUCGGUGAUUUUAGGGACAUGGUCCAAGACCCUUUGUUUGCAAUAAAUGAUAAAAUUAGAAUGGUAGAAAUUCUAUUACCAUCAACAGACGUUCCACAGGCUUUGGUGGAUACAUGGAAGUUAGAGAAAGAAAAGCAUAAAAGACCUUCAGAAUAUAGUGUAAGUCCAUACUUAGAUUCAGAUGAUCACUCACAAUCUUCAGCAUUUGUUUCUCCAGCAGAAAUCGAAACUGACAGGAAGAGAGCAAGAAUAAACACCCCGUGA
This is a messenger RNA of Naumovozyma castellii, 1878 nucleotides long. RefSeq names its product branched-chain-2-oxoacid decarboxylase THI3 (gene THI3). The record is from RefSeq and is a predicted model, not a curated record. NCBI's taxonomy places the organism in Eukaryota, Fungi, Ascomycota, Saccharomycetes, Saccharomycetales, Saccharomycetaceae. The transcript has a single exon. Bases 1 to 1878 code for a protein of 625 amino acids.